Messenger RNA from Lactuca sativa (garden lettuce), 592 nucleotides. RefSeq names its product cytochrome b-c1 complex subunit 6-1, mitochondrial. Gene Ontology annotation, cellular component: respiratory chain complex III. The record is from RefSeq and is a predicted model, not a curated record. Gene Ontology annotation, biological process: mitochondrial electron transport, ubiquinol to cytochrome c. Lineage: Eukaryota; Viridiplantae; Streptophyta; Magnoliopsida; Asterales; Asteraceae.
AGUUUAUCGGGGCGUCAAAGCUCGAGUGAGCCACCAAUGUUCUCGCUAUUGAAUCGGUCCUCCACCCAACGAAUAUAAUACUUCUCCCCUUUGCUUUGGCGUUCUUCCUGCGUUUUCUUCAAGGUCAUUUCAUCAAGCGACGUUGUUUUGAAGUGUUCGUAAAGUGCAUUUGCUCCGAAGAUGGGUGAUGUGGAACCAGUUGACCAAAAGAAGUACCUUGAAGACUCUUCCAAGCCCAAGUGUGUUAGACCUCUCAUUGAGUAUCAGGCAUGUGUGAAAAGGGUAGAGGGAGAUCAAAGUGGAGAAAAACAUUGCACUGGACAAUACUUUGAUUAUUGGCAUUGUAUCGAUAGAGCUGUUUCACCUAAGCUGUUCGACAAACUCAAGUGAAAAAAAAGGUCUUUUCGGGGACAUAAAAAUUCCAUGUUGCUUUUUGGUUUGUUAGAAGUAAAUUCUCAUUUUCAUGGAUUUGUAGUUGAAUAAGUAGCAUCUCCAUGGCAAAAUCCUUUGAUUGGCAUUAUAAAAUUGACCGGUUGAUUUGUCAAUAUGAUUCGGUUUUACCGAACAGUAAUUAAGUUUGACAAUUGUUUCA